AUGCGCAAUCGCAACUUCAGAAGUUCGCAGUCGCAGUAUAAGAGAAGACAAAUGAAGAAGAUAUCUUCUACUGAACAACAGCCUUCCGAUGAGGAUUCCGAUAGUGAUCAACAACAGCCUUCUCCUUCUCCUUCUCCUUCUUCUUCUUCUUCAGUGUAUAGUGUACCAAAUUUGAUUAACAAUGAUGGUAUUGGCUCUAGGAUAGUAGAUUCGAAAGAUUCGGAAACUAGUAGUGUAGAUGUGGAGCGGAUUGAGCUACAUACUGAUGCACAGAAUUUAGAAUGUCCUACAGUCUCCGAAGAAGACAAAUCUUUGGCUAUUGAUAUUAGUGUAGAGGGAGAUGAGAAGCAGUCGAGUGCGUCAGAUGAAAUGAAGGAAUUGGCCAUAAGCAUCGGCAGCGGAGAGCAACUUUCAAGUGUUCAACUUGAGGAUUUGAUAGGCAUGAUAAGAAAUGCUGAGAAAAAUGUUCUUCUUCUCAACAAAGCUCGGGUUCAUGCACUUGACGAUCUUGAAAGAAUUUUUCAUGAGAAGGAUGCGUUGCAAGGAGAAAUUAAUGUUUUGGAGAUGAGAUUGGCAGAAAAUGAUGCCAGGAUGAAGGUAGCUGCUCAAGAAAAGAUACGUGUGGAACUCAUGGAAGCCCAGUUGGAGAAACUAAGGAAUGAACUAGCUCAGAGGGGUGCUACUGGGAGAAGUGUGUUUGAUCUGUAUGAGAGCCAAAGCAAUGUUUCUGAUAAGGAAGCCCCUCUACUUCAGAAUAGCAGUGUUCAUUCUCUUAACGAGAAGCUGAGUUCACUGAGGAUGGAGAAUAUGUCUCUGAAAAAUGAUAUAGAAGCACUCAGGGGAGAGCUUAGUAAUGUCAAGAAUACUGAUGAACGUGUUGUAAUGCUGGAGAAGCAACGCUCUUCGUUGGAGUCUUCUCUGAAAGACCUAGAGUCCAAACUGAUAGCUUCUCAGGAAGAUGUUUCAAAAUUAUUUAGUCUAAAAGUUGAAUGCAAGGACUUAUGGGAGAAGGUGGAAAAUUUGCAAAUACUGCUAGAUAAGGCAGCCAAGCAAGCAGAUCAAGCUAUUCUUGUGUUUCAGCAAAACCAGGAGCUUCGAAAGAAGGUUGAUAAAUUGGAAGAAUCCCUGGAAGAAGCCAAUGUUUAUAUGCUUUCAUCAGAAAAGUUGCAGCAAUAUAAUGAACUGAUGCAGCAAAAGAUGAAACUAUUGGAGGAGCGCCUUCAGAGGUCCGAUGAAGAGAUACAUUCUUAUGUCCGAUUGUAUCAGGACUCUGUACAAGAAUUUCAAGAUACACUCAAUAAUUUGAAAGAGGAAAGCAAGAAAAGGGCACUAGAUCAACCUGUAGAAGAUAUGCCUUGGGAAUUUUGGAGUCAUUUACUGCUCAUAAUUGAUGGUUGGCUGCUUGAAAAGAAAAUAUCUACAGAUGAUGCAAAGCACUUGAGAGAAAUGGUGCGGAAGAGAGAUAGGCGUAUUUGUGAGGCAUACAUGGAAAGCAGAGAAAAGAAUGAGCGUGAAGCUGUGUCUAGGUUUCUCAAGCUGACAUCGUCACCCAAAAGGUAA
Molecule: messenger RNA, 1560 nt
Organism: Dovyalis caffra
Lineage: Eukaryota; Viridiplantae; Streptophyta; Magnoliopsida; Malpighiales; Salicaceae
Source: the annotation of a GenBank genome assembly